Molecule: messenger RNA, 1074 nt
Organism: Closterium sp. Yama58-4
Lineage: Eukaryota; Viridiplantae; Streptophyta; Zygnematophyceae; Desmidiales; Closteriaceae
Source: the annotation of a GenBank genome assembly
AUGACCAUCAGCGGCAAGCCCGUGGUUUGGAGGGCCGUGCGAAGUGAGGAUGGCAACUGCUUGCCGAGGCCACGCGGAAGCAGUAGCAACGGCAGGGGGGGGGAUAGUACAGUGGACACAAAGGCCGUUUCUCCUUUAUCAGAUUCACUGAUUCGGGCCAGACGAGCCAAACCAGGACCCUUUCCUGGUGAAGAGGAGAUCGGAGCGGAGAGAGGGGAGGGAUUUGCCACUUUCCGGCCGAAAGGAGCUCUGCAAGUUGACGUGGAUUUCCUCAAUGAUCGCAUGAGGAAGAGAGGGGUGGACAGGAUACGUCUUGCCAUGCGACCAGACGAGGCAUUCGGACUAGUGUACUCCUGGGACAAUGUCAUUGCCAACACACGUGAUCUGAGAUUCGAGGCUUGGAAGCAGCUGGCAGAGGAAGUAGGAAAGCCUCUGCCUGGCUCUCCUUCCUCACUCCGCCAGCUCUCAACGGCCUCCCCCGCCCACUGCAUCAAAUCAGUGCUCUUCUGGGCAUCAGACGUCCCCACCAUUGCGUCACUCAAAGACAGACUCUCUGAGCUCUACUGCCGCCAGCUCUCCAAGGUGCGAGCGCCACUGGAAGGCGUGCAGGAGUGGCUGGAUGCACUGCAGAAGGCGGGAGUGCCGUGUGCUGUGGCCACCUCCAUUGACCGCCUCACGCUUCUCUCUGCCCUCGACCGCAUGAAGCUGCUGCACCACUUCCAGGCGUUUGUGACAGCAGAGGAUGGCAUGGAGUCGAUGGCUCAUCGGUUCCUCUCGGCUGCUGUCAAGCUGGACCGAGCGCCAGCCAAGUGUGUGGUGUUUGAGGAUGACCCGAGGGGAAUCACAGCAGCACACAACUGCAGCAUGAAGGCAGUGGCUCUCAUUGGCACACACCCUGCCUAUGAGUUGAAGCAGGCGGACCUGGCAGUGUCCAGCUACGCAGAGCUAUCGGUGAUAAAUCUGCGGAGAUUAUUUGCAAACAGAGGGCAUGGAAUAGAGCACAUGGAACUGAAGAAGCAGCGGGAGGAGCAAGGGCCAAAGAAACGGCGCUGGCACACUGACACCCUCUACUGA